CUGGGAUCUCAUCUGUAGGCUCCAGGGAGAAUGGUGGUUAAGGUAGAGAAUUUGGCACGGUUUUUUUUAAAAAUUAAAUUUAAUUUCAGUUUCCCCUGGGUGACAUAAGGAAGUAACUGGUAGCCGUUUACAGAAAAUCCCUGAGCAUCCUGCCAAGCCUGAGCGAGGCCCAAAUGGGAACCUCAGUAAGGCCACUAACUUGGGGGACUUUGGUUCACAGUCGUGCAGAGUGGGAAGGCAUAUCAGAGACAGGAUCAGUAGACUGUGGGUGCGCAGGUAAAGGAUAGAAGGGCGUUGUAGGGAUCUUGUCCUUCUUUUAGUCUUUUGUUUUGGGCACUGCCAGUGUCCUUAAAUUGUUACUAGUUUCAAGCGUUGCCAUCUUUCAGUGGAGCUACUUUGGAAUCUUGAAGCUCUUUGGAGGCUUCUGCAUGCCAAUUGAAAUAAGUGGCGCAUUCUGCUUGUUUGAUUUGGGAGCCCUUAUAGUUAUUGAAUGAUCUUGUCUAAUUGGGGUGAUGCCCAUAAGGUCAUUGUAAUCCUGUUCCUUAGUAAGAGUUUGUCAUUUUUGUAGAUAUUGACAGCUUCUGGGACCAUGGUUCUUAGACAAAAUAUAAGCAGCUGUGCUGGAGGUGCCAUGUUUGGAGAUGUAAGGAUGCCAUUUCUUUGUUUAACCUUGCGUGUCUCAGAGUCAAUUUAAUACCUAAGAAGAAUGGGGGCUUUGUGUUUUUUUACAGUGCAUAGACUAUUCUUGAGGUUGGCGGUGACCUAGUCUCAGUCUAACCCAUUCUGUGACCAACCUCUCCCAGGAUGGGGGUCUGAGAGUCAGGUGAUCCCCAGCUCAAGGGUAUAGUGACCAGGUUAUAUUGCAGGCAAGGCUACUACUUGCAAAUGCACCCCGAUGGCGCUCUCGAUGGAACCAAGGAUGACAGCACGAAUUCUACACUGUUCAACCUCAUCCCAGUGGGCCUGCGCGUCGUUGCCAUCCAGGGCGUGAAGACAGGCUUGUAUAUUGCCAUGAAUGGAGAAGGUUACCUCUACCCAUCAGAACUUUUUACCCCUGAAUGCAAGUUUAAAGAAUCUGUUUUUGAAAACUAUUAUGUAAUCUACUCAUCAAUGCUGUACAGACAACAGGAAUCUGGUAGAGCCUGGUUUUUGGGAUUGAAUAAGGAAGGGCAAGUUAUGAAAGGAAACAGAGUAAAGAAAACCAAACCAGCAGCUCAUUUUCUACCCAAGCCAUUGGAAGUCGCCAUGUACCGAGAGCCGUCUCUGCACGACGUCGGGGAAACGGUCCCGAAGGCCGGGGUGACGCCGAGUAAAAGCACAAGCGCGUCAGCCAUAAUGAACGGCGGCAAACCAGUCAACAAGAGCAAGACCACAUAGCCCGGCGCGCGCCGUGGAGACGGGCUCGGCCCGGGCCCGGCGAGGGACCCUCCAGGCCGGACAUUCCCAGGCCCGGGGCCGAGCCACGCGGGGGGCAAGCCCAGGCCGGCGCCCUGCGGUCUCGAACUUGUCGCUGCCAGUGGAUGCCCCCGCCCGUUGCGUCCCCACAGCAAGAAGACACCUGGAGAACCAGCUCAACUCAGACCAUGGAAUGCCCUGCCAGAUAUGGAAUGCCUUUUUACUCUCUUUUCUGUGACCGUGACACUUGCUGUGAAUGACACACUUCACAAGUACACUCGAUUCCUUGCCUGCUGACAGCUCCCCAUAAUCCUUUUUGAGUCCUGUUUCAGCGACAUCCAUGUGUUUCAGUUCGGUUUUGUAGCACACCAAUACUCCUGAGUAAUUUCUAGUUAGCCGCUGUACACCUGUGCUAUUCUGGAUUUCCCCUCCUCCCGUCCCCACAGGGCUGCUGGCCUACUGUGCGCGCCUCCAGGAGGGUGUGCUCCGGCGCUGGCAGUGGGAUUAGCUCCCCGGGCCAGCGAUGAGGAGACUAGGAGGGUUGUCUGCGGCCCCCAUAGCGACCAACCCCACCUAUGCCCUCUACCCAGCACCAGGGCCCUGGGCAGCCGAGGUUGGUGUGGCGGGGUGAGCUAAAGGGGUGUGGGAAGUUCUCCACGCGGGUGUUUGACAUCCAGCCCCCUAUAGUUUCUUCGUGUGUGUGUGUGUGUUUUAUACAUAUCACAAGCUUACUGGUAAUGGUAACAUUUGCCUUGCCCAGCGAGCAAGACCCACUGGUUUUUAAGAAAGUGGGUCCAAAGAACUCUGUAGGCCUUGUGGGCCUGAUUAAGGUUCAUUUUUCAUCUACUAAUCCUCAUUAUUUGGAAAAAAGACAAAAAAAGAAAAAUCAGUCAUGACAACCUAGGAGAAUUGCGCUACCUAAAUCCAUUUCAGAUAUAAUCCUUCCUGUUUUUAAGGAACCGAGUUUAACGCCCUCCCCGGUUUUGGCUGCGUUCCAACUCAUCCCCAGCGGAGCAUGGGCAAGGCGGCUGUUGUGUUCUUUUUUCUGCAGCAGCAAUGCAAACGUUAGUUAUAAAUUAGACUUUAAUAUUUUUGGUGUUCAAUGACAAGUUUUUAAACUGGACAUACUAGGAAAAAAUAUUUUUUUUAGCUCAGCAUGCUGAGUCGGGUACUGUGUAUUCACCAGUCCAUGCCCCUGGCCCAGCCCCUGGCAGCCGAGUGUGGUGGCCCAGAGGCCGGGUGAGAGGUGCCUUGCCGCGAUCUCGGAAUGCAGGCUGGGGGGCGGUUCUAGGUCCAACUACAGGCAAACCCACACAUUCGACCAUCAGGUUUUCGACCCGUUCGGUUUAUCUGAUUUUUGUUUUCUUUGUUUUUCUUCGGAACUGAAUACGGCUGAACUCUGAGCUUAGGGAAGAUGGCGCUUGAGAAGGGCCAAGAAUUGUUGACGAUCCGCAGAGAAGAAGCCACGGCAGGUGUUCAGGGUUGGGUAGAAGGGGUUUCAAAAUGUUUAGUACUAAGCUGUUUGGAAAUAUAUUUGUUGACUGUGUGUGUACUUAAUAAAACUCAAUGUUUUCUUCUCAAAAGAGUUCACUGAGACCAAAUCUAACCUCAUUUGCAGAAAACUUGAUGUGGGAUCAGUACACUGGCCUCUUGUAACUCUGUCCAUGGGGAAGGAUGACCCAGUCGCCAUUUUCUCCCACCUGCACUGUAUUUACUGGGAAAUUAUUUUGUCACUGCUUUCCUAAGUCGACAUGACAGCCCCCGCCCAGCAUUCAAAAAUGUUGGCCUGCUUAGCUGAUUAAAGAUUUAGUAUAAAUUUAACUGUUAAUGCUUCUUUCAUUUUCAUAUUGGAUUCCAUUUUAAUAAAUAAAAAGUUAGCAUAACGUUUGAGUACAUUUAUUGUUGAUGAUGCUAAAGAACAAAUACAACAAAAUGAUUCUUUUGACCACUCGUGACUUCUUGUUACGUCCUUUAAAAAUCUGUCGUUCUUAACAAAAUAAGUUAAAAUACACUAGAUGAAUCUCAUUACCCGAUGAGUAGGGUUUAUUGAUGGAAUAUUGUAUUUGAUCAUAUAUGACUAUGAAUAAUAUAACUUGAAAUUCCAAUUAGAUGGGCAUAUGGACACUGUUUACCCCACCACACACACACGCACACACACACACACACAUCAAACAACCCCACCUCUUUGUUCACGUAAUCAGCUCUACUGGCUAAUUUCUUUUUCCCCUGCUAGCUUGUUAACUGGUUAAAAUUAAGACAGGAUUUAUUUUUGUAAAUGACUGAGAUUUCUGUAAAUGUGAACUUCUUGUUUUGUUUUCCUUUUUUUUUUUUUUUAAUGAGUUGUCUAUAAGGGUAUUUAUCCCUGUGAAUGGAUGUUGACAUACUUUCUGCUACUCCAUGUUUAGACGUAUUGCAGAGGGGUCCUUGUUAUUUGUGAUUUAGUUAGAUCAUUUAUACUUUGUGUCUGGUCUCACCAUUGCAUGGGAUGAGGACAGGUCUGAUGAACUGCAUGCAGUGGGACCUGUGUGUUAAGAACUGUCGGUAUGUAUUACUCGAUUUACAUACAGAGUUUGUCUGCAUUGUACAGUUUCUAUGUUCAAUAUAAUUUGUUGUAUUCACAAAUACAACAUAUUGAAUAAAAUGUUUAUAUGAAGGCAUAUUAAAAAACAUCGAACAUCUUUAUGUAACGAAAUGGCAUUGCAUCACCAUACAGAGAGAAGUGUCAUGUGAGCGAGUCAGUAAAUUCACUUGCCCCCUCUAUCAUGCCAAAGAAAAUUUUAGCUCUUUGAUGAUACCUCUCUUGCAAUUUUUCGGGGAUAAGACGCCACCAUUUUUCCCCUCAGAAAUUAAGUUUGCUGUUAUUAAAGUAAGUACAAUCCAUCACUCUCGAUGUUCUGUGUAGUAAAUCUGAUGGAAUUCAUUUGUAUUUACAGCCUGUGUGUUCUGUAUCUCCAUGUGCAUAUGUCAGUUGUAUCAAGCCUCUCUAAUACCACAUUCCUUUUGCAUGCAUUUCUGGUGUGGGAGGGUUAUUUCUACUGAUUUGUUAUGGUAGUUGAUUGCUUUGCCUGUCCCUCAACAAUGCUCCGGAAUGUUAAUUGUUUUGAUAUUUCAAGUAACUGCUUUUGUUUUUGUAUCCGUUUGUUUUCUAAAAUGAUUUGCUACAACUUUACUUGGUAAAUUAUAGAAGAGAUGCAUAUGGUCUGCCCUAUGUAAAGAGUAAAAUGGAAUUAAGCAUUCUUUCAUUACAAGCCCUAGAGAAUGUAGAUUCUCACUCGAAAUAUUCACUUGCCCCGAGUAUUUGUGGGAGUGACUUCAGGAGCUUUACAAUGUGCCCAGAAGACUCAUGCCCUGGUCCUUCCAAUUAUUUGCUUCCUGCCGAGUCAGCCAAAUGUCUUUAUCAUACCUAGCUAGUUGCUUAAUUAAUGCCUAGAGCACUAAAACAGUCAUUUUUUUUUUCCUUCAGGAUGACCAAUAUCAGAUUUGGCUCUCAUUUAAGAAAAAAACAAAACAAUAAGAAAAAAGUGUUUCUUUAAUUUAGACAUGUAUCUUUUCAUUUAGUUUUUUCCCUAAUAUUACAGAGAUAAUUAACAUUUGAAAGAGAGACCAGAGUAGGAAUGUGAUUGACUAGGAAAUCCAUCUUAAAAGGUAGAAAUUAUUUUCAAAUUUAUUUCAGAACAAGACUCUAUCCAGAGAAAGCAUUUGAGCUAAAGGCAGGCGUGUCAAAAUUCAGAAGUAAUUAUAUUACUGUGGACAAAAUACCUUUCAGAUUUUGAGUUUCUUAGCUUAGAAAGGGGUGCCCAGGGCCUACUGGUCCUCUUGAAUAGUAAUUAAGGCUUCAAAGUUUGACAGUGAGUCUGCAAACAAAGGCUGUUAUUUUUUUGGUUUUGUUUUUUUCAUGGUUUUCUAUGUGGGUCACUCUCCUCCCAACAUUGCUGGCUGGGAUUGUGAUUGCGUGUUAAGUGGAAAGUUUUCUUUCAGUAUAUUGCAGGAGUCUACAUUAGCUCAAGGAGUCCAGAAAGGCAGUGGGGUAUGAUGAUUCUCCUCUGAGGCUAUAAGGAUUCCAUCAAAAUUUAUUGAAAAUCCCCGAGGGAAGAAUUUCUCAGUGACAUUUUGCCAAGGAAGCAAGGUCAGUGCCAACACCACCUGCAAAUGUGUGGCUUCCUUCCCAAAUGCAAGGUACAGCAGUCUGGCCUCCUCUUACAUUGGAAGUUUACUUUGCCCUGCCUUCUCUUUUUUAAGCGGGAGUCUCUAUCUCAGCAUGGAAUCAAAUGUCAAAGGACAAAAUGACAUUUAGAAGGGUAGAAUUUAUAUCUUUUUGUAACUAUAUUUAUUUCCAGCUUAAACAUGUAACUUAAAUCACUUCUUAGUCUGUGGAUGUUUGGAUUGCUAGAUUCAAAAUCACAUACAUACACGUAUAAAAUAUUACAACAGACACAGAGAAGUAAAAAGAAAAUAUUUCUGUUUUAAAAGGAAAAUAUUCAUUCGAAUUUAGAUACCAUGUGAUUAUAAUUCAGUUUCAGCUCAAUGAUUUGUAACUAAAUGAACCCCAGAAUACUGACUGUAUUUAAGUUUUAUCAAGAAAUUCGAACAAAAUUGAUCUUGAUGGUAUAAUAAUUUGUCCAUUCUAAUCUUUUUCUUAAAAGACAUAAAUGCUGAGGGUCUUUUUCUUAUACGAAGCUAUAAGGAGAUGCACUUUUAUUUAUUGUAGUUGUUAAUGAAAAGGGAUAACAAAUAUAGAGAAUGAAAAGAAAAAUAGGCUACAUUAGGUUUUGUGUGUGAUGAGAUCUAAGGAAUCAAGGGCUGUUCCACAAGAGCAGAGAUGGGUAAACUAUUGCUCAGCUGUGAGUCAAAUCCAGUUCACAAUCUGUUUUUUAUGGCACAGGAGCUCAGAAUGAGGUGUUUUUUGUUUUUCUUCUUCACAAUUUAGAGUUAUUAAACACAUACAAACAAAAAAUAUGUGACAAGGAUGUAUGUGACCAGCAAAGUCUAAACUCUUUGCUAUCUGGUCCUUUAUAAAAAAUAAAGCUCUAAAAUUGUGAAACUUGAGGCCACUUGUGCUGCGGUGGCUGCAUAAUGUAAUGAAUUCCAGAGUUGGUACAUCAUCAAAUAAGUCAAGUUGCUACAGAACAAUUACAAUAGGUUUGUCUGAGGCUUAAAAUGCUUAGGAAGGGGAGAGAAUAUAAUCUAUGUUAUUUUCUAACUGCUUAUGUUUUCUCAUUUUACAAAACCGAUAUAUCAGUUGACAUACUCAAUCAUAGAGAUACAACUAAUACCGCUGCACUUCUUAAUCUCAGGAUAGAGAUAACAAUUUUAUAAAUCUAUUCAAGUAUGAAAACACUGUUAGUCUAUAAACAUCAGCAUCAGUUAAAUUAUCUCUUA
Messenger RNA from Talpa occidentalis (Iberian mole), 6774 nucleotides. It is a transcript of the gene FGF14, whose product is annotated as fibroblast growth factor 14. The transcript has 5 exons. Gene Ontology annotation, cellular component: cytoplasm. Gene Ontology annotation, biological process: regulation of cell migration; fibroblast growth factor receptor signaling pathway; positive regulation of protein phosphorylation. Bases 886 to 1377 code for a protein of 163 amino acids. The record is from RefSeq and is a predicted model, not a curated record. Lineage: Eukaryota; Metazoa; Chordata; Mammalia; Eulipotyphla; Talpidae. Gene Ontology annotation, molecular function: growth factor activity; fibroblast growth factor receptor binding.